UUUUUGCCGCGAAAAGAAAAACAUUUGUUGUAUAAUGCGUCUGCCGGCCGGCUGCAUUUGAGAGCAUUUGAGUUUUAGUUGAAUAUAUGAUAAAUGUGCUCAUAAGAGGUUAUAUAUAAUUAUUUUUUCAUUAUAAAUUUAAACAUAAUCAAACUUAAGUGGUUAUUUACUAAAAAAUUGAUUUGAAUAGUUAUAAAAAAUAAAAUAAAUAAAAAUGAGUGUGGAAAAUGUUGGUUGUAAAGAACUACUAUUUAAACGUAUAUUAUUGGCAAUAACUGCAAGUAUUAUUGUCCAAUUAAUAUUUAUGAGCAGUGUUAUUUUAAUUAAAAAUAUAGACAUGACAUCUCCAUUGUCAUGGUUUCAAGACACAUGGAAAAUAAUAACAUGUUUAAAGAUGUGGUUAUACAUGGUUAUUUUUUCAACAAUUAUUAUUCUUCAAGGAAUCAUCUUGAGUAAAAAUUAUUUAAAUUACUCAUAUUCACCAUACGCUCAAAGCAGAUUUAUAAUCUUCUGUCGUUUAUUUACGCCACAUAAUUUAAUUAUUAUUUUUAUGUAUCUUAUCAGUGGAAUUGUACUCGUAUGGUUACAUUUGGCAUUAGAAGAUGGAAAGUACAGUUCAUUAACUAAAAAAUGCAGCACAAAUAUUUCAACAACAAUAACUUCAACUUGUCUUGUUGAAGAGCAUUUAUUUUUGCUCCUCGGUAGUCUAUGGACAGGAAUUUAUUAUUUUACAAAAACAAAUAUAUUUGUUUUUCAUAGAUUACAAUUUCCUCUUAUACCACUAUCGAAAUUUACUCAAGUACGCAGAGGUAUCAGUAAUCUAGUGCCAAUUACAGUAAUCAAUGCUAUUUGGCCAACAUUGUAUUUCAUAGGACUGUAUUAUUUUAUCGGUUCAUAUUUAAAAAAGUUUAUUGCGUCUUUGUUAUUUAUUCAUACAGAAGAACAACAGCCAUUGGACUCAAUAUGGAGAUUACUUAAUUUAUCAUUGAUAUUGCAUUCAUGGUUAUAUACAUCAUUAUUUGGAUUAACAAUAAACAGUAUGCAUUUACUAUUUAAAGCUUAUUUAACAGAAUGGAUGCAGUUUGAAAUUGGACAGCAGCUAAAUGUUUACAACAAUGUUAAUCAACAGCUUAAAGUAACAAUAACUCUUCCUGAUGCAUUGACAAUGAGCAAAGUCCCCAUUAUUCAGCAUUUAGGAUUUUUGGAUCUGGUAACACUGGCACAGAAAGAGAAACAACGUAGAGCAAUACUAUUUAGCUUGAGCCAACCUGGAGGACAUCCCUACAACUGGAAUUGCAUUGUCGAAAAGUGUUUAUCAUUUAUAAAUAACUUUGCUGUUGAAAUAAAUAGCACUGUACAUCCUGCUGGUCAACAAAAUGACAAAGUAUCAGCAUCUCCCUCUGCUGCUUCACCUACAUCACUUACAUCGCCUACAUCACCAGUCACGUGUUUUGAAAAACUAGGAGCACAACCCUAUCAUAUGCGUAAUUUGAUAAAUAAAAAUCUAUCUCCAACACCAGCAGCAGUAGGAAAAGACAUUACGCCAACUGAAAAUUGCAAUAAUUAUAUUGGACAAUUUAUUGGAGAAUUUAUAAAAAGUACACGGCAAAAUUUAAUAUCUUACUUACUGUCAAAGCCUAUUAUUUUUUAUUUUUUUGGUAAACUAAAUAACAACAACAUUCAAUACUUGAUGUUUAAUGGUCAGCCAAUUAUUUGGGCUGUUGAUGGAAUUUCUUCACUUGCUGUGGCAUCUCUCCACGAGGAUCCGUAUGGUAUUGUACAAAAAGAUUUACCAGCUAUAAUUGAAACGCUACUCGUUCUCAAACAAUCGUUAGAUAAACUUCAUAAAAUGAAUAUGAUAAUAACAACAAAAAAACAGCCACAUUAUGAUGACAAAGACGUUAGACAAAUGCUCACAUCUCUGAGAAGUGCCAACAGACGGAGUAUUUAUAGAAUUGUAACAAAAUUCAAGGAUUACAUUGAUGAUUUAACUCUGGAUCAAUCAGUCAGGGAUCAGUUGAAUGGAUUUUUUGUUUGUAAAGAAUAAGUUACAAGUUGUUACUGUUAUUAUUAUUAUUAUCAUCAUCAUCAUUAAAAUUUGAAAUAAAUAUGUGCGUGUGUGUGUGAGCGUAUGUACGAGUAGAGAUUCAAACAAUAAAAACUCAUUAUUUCUAUAUUUAAAAUAUUUUUCAU
Messenger RNA from Microplitis mediator, 2193 nucleotides. It is a transcript of the gene Ndc1, whose product is annotated as nucleoporin NDC1. The record is from RefSeq and is a predicted model, not a curated record. Gene Ontology annotation, biological process: nuclear pore organization. Lineage: Eukaryota; Metazoa; Arthropoda; Insecta; Hymenoptera; Braconidae. Bases 215 to 2047 code for a protein of 610 amino acids. The transcript has a single exon. Gene Ontology annotation, cellular component: nuclear pore transmembrane ring. Gene Ontology annotation, molecular function: protein-macromolecule adaptor activity.